Molecule: messenger RNA, 5963 nt
Organism: Lytechinus pictus (painted urchin)
Lineage: Eukaryota; Metazoa; Echinodermata; Echinoidea; Temnopleuroida; Toxopneustidae
Product: sedoheptulokinase-like
Exons: 3
Coding region: 423-1856 (477 amino acids)
Biological process (GO): phosphorylation; cellular response to lipopolysaccharide; glycerol metabolic process
Cellular component (GO): cytosol
Molecular function (GO): sedoheptulokinase activity
Source: RefSeq, a predicted model, not a curated record
GUGCAAAGAAGAGCAUGUCUACGGAUAGACAGGAAUAACCGUCGUUUCUGGGGAUUUCCUUAACAAUUCUGACAUUUCACCAUAAUCCCCAUUCACCAUGUAUGGUGAGUGGAGCCAACGUAGUUCAGCGGAACAACCAAAAUACAGAGACUGAAGCUUUUGGUCUAGUCUACGGGGGGUUCCAUGGACAAUUGGCUUCGUAAAACAAAAGAACAGUUCUAUGAAAGACCCUUUCAUGCAAACAGGCCCCUGGAUUAAACAUUUGGCUUGCCAUACACACACGAUCAUGGCACACGCCCACUUCGGACAGCAGUCAGGUAGACUAGUCAAACUUCAAAGUACUAAUUUAUUGUUUUUCAGGCAUCAAGAAAUCUCAUUUCAAUUACAAUUGAACUCUGCAUGAAUGAUAGAUAUUAAGAACUAUGAAUGUGAGGUCUGUAGACACAAAACUUGGUAUCGAUUUAGGUACAACCUCUGUCAAAUUGUCGCUGAUCAAUGGCACAAGCCGCGAGGUAUUGUUUGCCGUCGCACGUCCCACAGCGGCCAGGACUGUCGGCGUGGAGAGCCCACCGUUGUCUGAUGAACAGGACGUCAAGAAAAUUUUCAUCACUAUUCAAGCAUGUCUACACGAUCUAGCACAGUUUUAUUCCGCAUGCGAUGCUACUUACAAAUUGAAGGCAGUCGGUGUAACAGGGCAGAUGCACGGAAUUGUUUUUUGGAGAUCUGACUUGACAAUCGAUGACAUUGUGAAAGAAAAAGAUGAUGGAAUUGAGAGCCGGGAGAAUUUCAGUAAUCUGUUUACCUGGCAAGAUGGAAGAUGCACUCCUGGAUUUCUAGCUGAACUACCAUCCCCUGAUUCACACCUCAGGUUAGCUACAGGUCAUGGUUGUGCUACUGCUUUCUGGCUCCAGAGAAACAACUCACAUUUUGUGCAGAGAUUUGAUCGAGCUGGAUCAAUCAUGGAUAUGUUUGUGACAUUGAUAUGCGGGAUAGAGACUCCUAUUAUGUCAACACAGAAUGCAGCAAGCUGGGGUUAUUUCAACUGCAAAUCAAAUACAUGGAAUUCUCAAAAACUGUCACGUGCUGGGUUUCCUGUUCAUCUCCUUCCUGAAGUAAGAGCUCCUGGUAGUAUUGCAGGUCAAAUCAAGAGAUGUAGUUGGUGUGAUGGCGUCUUACCAGAAGGUGUUGAUGUAGGAGUUGGGAUGGGAGACCUUCCAUGUAACAUGCUACCAGUCUUACAGACACCAACUCAUGGAGUGAUAAGCAUCAGUACAUCUGCUCAGAUUGUUACUAGCACUCCACCUGGUUUCACUCCACCGCCAUCGGAUGGCUCAUCCCCCAUUGAGUACUUCCCAUUCUUUGACAGGAAGUUCCUCUCUGUAGCUGCUUCACUAACAGGAGGUAAUGUCCUUGCCCACCUGGUGACUACACUCCAGGAGUGGCUGAGUGCUUUAGAUUUACCCCAAGCAUCCGAUAGAGAUAGAUUAUUCUUAAUGAUGAUUGACUCAGGUUUGAAAUGCAAGGAUACCACUCUUGUGGUUGAUCCUGUCCUUGGAGGAGAACGGCAUCAGCCAAACAGAAGGGGUUCGGUGUCCAACAUUGGGUUUGAGAACCUAUCUCUUGGUGAUAUCUUCAGGGCCACUUGCAGAGGUAUUGCAAAGAACCUCAGCAGAAUGUGCCCUGCAGAAGAGAUGGUUAACAAGGGAGUGACACAGGUUGUUGGAUGUGGCAGUGCCCUGCUUCGUGACCCGGUACUCAAGGAAGAGCUCGAGAAAGCAUUUCAGAGUUUGCCAUUCGUGUAUAGUGAUAAGGGUGAUGCAUCGUUAGGAGCAGCAUUAGCAAUGUGUACAGAUUAAAUCAGUUAAUACACUGCUUUUUCAUCACUUCUACUUUUUACUGGUGAUGUUUCACAUUGUUGGAAAAUUAGUUAUCUUGGUGGAGCAUGAAGGUAAAGAGAAUGGAGUGACAACGAUAUGCAAAUUGUUUCCAUUCUCUAAAGAAGUACAAAAGAAUACACAGGUGCACUGUAGGCUUUGGUGGCGACCUAUGAUGCCGCCAAUUUCAUGCGAACACUGAAAAGUGAUUUAUGUUGAAAAUAGAUAACUGGGAUAUUUCCAUUUUUAUUUGAGCACGAAACAUAGAUACAUGUAUUGAACACAUGAGGAAAUAUACAUCAAAGGCUUAUUGUGUCGUGAUAUUGGGCAAAAUAUUGAAUGAUACCAUGUUUAAAAUGUAAUAAAACCUAAUAAUUUGAUGUUUUUAAAAUCAACAAAAAAAUCCCACAAACUUCCACACUAUAAAAAUAUUAUGAUCAGUUGGAAUAUAUUAAUUUGUGAUGCUAUGUGUCAGAACUGUGGCCAAAUGCGGCCAGUAGAGUAAUUUGAAAUCAUAUUUCAAGAAAUAUUGCUACAUUUAUUUUUGCUAUCCCCUUUACAAAAGUGAGCAAUGUGUCUGCUCAUAUUAUCCAACCACAGGCAGCAUGAAGUAAUUAUCAUUACAAAAUCAUGUUUCCUUUUGUAAUUCACCUGUAAGUCUGUAGUUAGGCAGGAAUUUUUUUGUCUAUAAUCUGCAAAAAAUAUGCAAUGAAACACAUGUGUAACAUACAUUAUUUUAUCAUUGCGGCAUCAAAGUGGUUAUCAAGGGAAAGUGUUGGAUGGUUGUCCAUGUCUUAAAACUCAUUGGGUGGAGAGCAUUUGAUAUGCUAUGUAUUGGAUUAUGCAACUUCAACCAGUUGGCUGUAUGAAAUUUUGGGUCACAGAACAAUGGCAUUUUCAAUGAACAUUCAAUCUUAUGACUAAUACCAUUUUAUUCAAUUCUCCCUUGUGAAAGCCUGUUUCUAUGUAAUACCUCAUGGUAGAUCCUUCUGGGAUGGGAUGGGGGGUUGAAAACUUGCUAUAUAUGAUUAUUUAACACCCAUCAAGUCUAAUGUCAUACACAGGUGACUCUGCCUAAGUCAAAUCUCUUCAGAUCACAGAAAUAUAUCUAACUUUAAAGGGGAAUAAAACUUUUGGAACAAGUGGGCUUGUGUGGAAAGAGAAAAAUCAAAAGAAUAAGAUCAAAGAAAGUUUGAGAAAAAUCAGACAAAUAAUGAUAAAGUUAUGAGCAUUUGAAUAUUGCGAUCACUAAUGCUAUGGAGAUCCUCCCAUUGGCAAUGCGACAAAGAUGUGUGAUAUCACAUGCGAACAACUUCCCUAUGAUGGACUAUAAAAUUCCCCCAAAAUGUCUCUUUUAAUAUGGAAGGUUGAUUUGUGCAGAGUCUACUAUAGUAAUUUACUGUGUUCUAUGUAAUCCUACAGGUUGUGGCCACAUUCCGAUAGUCAUGAAACAUACCAAAUUAAAGAUCAAGCAGAUAAAGAUGUUGAGUUAAUGAAACUGGAAACAACAUUUAUAGCAUUCACAAACAUGUUCAAUUUGCAGACAAGAGAAGGUAGAAAGCAGGCUAGUUCCUAGCUCAUGAUAUAAUUGGAUGAGUGUAAUAAUACCUAAGUGAAAUAUUGUAUGAUCGUGACAUUUCAGGAUGAAAUGUAAAAGAAAAAUAAUGUUUAAUUGAAUUAAAUUGAAUUGAAAAUGCAAGUAAUCACAUAAACCCAUAUUCUGAACUCAUGCUUAAUUGAUACUCAAGUUGUAUUUUUAAUUUUAACCAUUGACACCAAAUUCAGUAAUAGCUGUCUGGGUAUGAUAAAUAGGAUAGUUUCCUUCACAAUAAAAGCAUGCAGAAAGAACAUGGUACAAAUUGAAAUCAAAAUGUUGGAAUUUAUGGCUUAUAAUAAUUGUAGCAAUUUUAGACCAUGGCUUAAAGGGGAAUCCAGCCUUGGCCAUUAAAUGUUGUAUUGGGAAGGAGAAAAAUAAAUUAAACAGAAUGGUGAAAGUUUGAAAGAAAUCGGACAAGCAAUAAGAAAGUUAUAGCUGCUUUAAAAUUGAGAUCACUAAUACUAUGUAGAUUUCAAAUUGGCAACUGGGUAAGUAAAUUAUGACAAGGGGCAAGGACUUUCCCAUAGGCCAUGUACUUUAUUAUCAGGGAUUUAUGGUUUUCUCUUAAGUACCCAUUUCCCUGGGGCAGUAAUAUAAAUAUAACCCAGGUAGUAUAUUGUUUUAUGUCCUUAUGAAAGAAAAAUAUAAUUUGAAAUAAAACUUUUUGGAAAAAUUACACUUUAGCCAUAAUAUGUAUUGGAGUAGUACUCAGUACAUGGAAGAGUAGUCCUUGCCUUACAUCACUAUGACAUCCCAUAUGCGGCCAAUUUGAAGUCUCCAUGGGUAUAGUGAUUACCAAUAUUUACAACUUUUAAAAAUUCAUAACUUUCCUGUUGUUUGUCCUUUAUUGUUCAAACUUUCACCUAUCAACUUGUCUGAUUUUUAUUUUCCCUAUAAAAACAAGUUUUUAUUUGGGUUGGAUUUCCCUUUAAGUUUAACUGCAGGUUUCAACUUGAUUUACCUUUAUUCAAGACAACUUCAAGAUAUAUCUGAUAUUAUAGUGAACUGGUAAUUCCAAUACAUUGAAGAGGAUACUACCAGGAAAUGUCGUUCUUGUUUGGUGGUGGAGAAAUGUUUCAUAAAACUGUUUGUGAAGUUGUGUAUGACUUUGCAAGCUACUUGGAGAUGAAGUGCUAGAAAGUGAGCCACAAGUUCUUCACAAGCAAACUUUAUCUGUACUUCAACUACUUUCAUUUACAUCAAGGCAAAAAGCAUACUUUAUAAAUUUGUUUUGAUAGUGUUUAUCUAUAUUUGCAAAUUUUAACCUCAGUUCUUUGUGUGAUUAGGACUAACUAUUGGCUAGUUAUAUAACAUGUUGUUCAUAAGGUUGUGCACAACUUUCCAAGCAGCUUAAUGAAAUGGCCGCCAGGUAUUGUGAACUUUCUCAAAGGAUUGAUUUAAAAAGGAAAUGAUUGUAAAAUGAAAUGCAUUGCACAAAAUGGACGCGUUUUUGUUUGGCAAACAAUUCACUAGAAUCUAGAAUAACUGUACCAAACCUGAGUAAAGUUGAAAAGUAAUUGUCAAAUUUCUACAGACUGCAAUAAAGCUGUUGUGAAAGCCCAGACAAUAUUUGUCAAUCUGUCAUCUUUCUCCAGAAAACAUAGUGUUCUUUCAAGGCAACAAAAGGGCAAAAUAAAACAGAAACGUAGAACUGAAAAUCCAAUUGUAUAAUCGGAUGUUAACUGUCAAAUUAACCAAAUCAACCUUUUUUAAAUUUUUGCACUGUUUUGAAAGAAAGUAUACUUAUGUCUAUAUCAAUAUGAAUCUAUAUUAAUAGAGUGAUUUAGUAUUUGAUUAAAUAACAAUUAUUUUUCAAUGUUAUGAUGCAAAAAUGUAGUGCAUGGCCGAGUUCUUCAUGGAAUGUGUUAAAUCAUCCUUACAAUUCCAACUUUUGAUCCACGUUCGUGAAAAAUAUUGCAGGAUGUCUUAUAAAAUGGUAAAGAAAAAGUUGAUUUUUUUAGUUAUAAUAGCAUCAGCUCUCUCUUUCUCUUGCAUGCACAUCACUAUUUUAGCCAGGAAAUACAAAACUAAUAAAAUAAUCUUUACAUUUUUUAUUUACUUUUACAAAUUUUUUUGUGAUAUUUUUUUAUAGAGACUGUUUCUGAAAACAACUGGGCAUGAAAUACCCUUAAGUCCAUGCUAACAAAAGGGUGACUUACAUGAAUUGAAGGAGAAAUAUCAUGCAAGCAUAACACUCAAAACAUAAUCAUAAUCGAUAUAAAAUAGGAACGUUAUGACAUUUUAAAAUUUCACGUAAUUACCUGUAGCUAUAUGCACAUUCUGGUCGUUAUAGGAGUGAGAAACACCAGAUAUGACUUCUAGUCAUUUUUUCUAAUGCGUUUUGCUUUAUGAAAUAUGAAAUAUAUUUUCUCAUUUAAUCAAAAACAGUUUUAUACCUCUUUAAAAUGUGGCAUCGCUAUUUUUGUACCCUAUUGCGAUUCAAUGACAAGUAUCCCUUUUGUCAAAUCUGCCAAAAAUGUGAAAUAUUGUAU